AUGCGCCUCCUUUCUCUCUUUACUAUCAUAACGGCCGUUGCCGCGUUAGAGUGCGCCGAUCUCGUUAUCGAAUUGACCCACAGAGAGACUUGCUCCCGCCCGACUCAGGCUGGUGAUACGAUCAAGAUACAUUAUCGCGGAACGUUUACCAACGGCACGGAGUUCGAUUCUAGCAUUGGCCAGGAGCCAUUGGAAUUUCCACUCGGUGCGAACAAAGUGAUUCGUGGCUUUGAUGAAGGUGCCCGUAACAUGUGUGUUGGUGAUAAGCGAAAGAUUACCAUCCCGCCCUUGCUAGGCUAUGGAGAUAAACAAAAGGGACCCAUUCCGCCCAGCUCGACACUGAUUUUUGAGACCGAGCUUGUGGAGAUCGUGGGUGUACCAAAUGAAGGCAACUGA
Molecule: messenger RNA, 396 nt
Organism: Coccidioides immitis RS
Lineage: Eukaryota; Fungi; Ascomycota; Eurotiomycetes; Onygenales; Onygenaceae
Product: FK506-binding protein 2
Exons: 2
Coding region: 1-396 (131 amino acids)
Biological process (GO): protein peptidyl-prolyl isomerization
Molecular function (GO): peptidyl-prolyl cis-trans isomerase activity
Source: RefSeq, a predicted model, not a curated record